Messenger RNA from Erpetoichthys calabaricus (reedfish), 1556 nucleotides. RefSeq names its product ubiquitin-fold modifier 1 (gene ufm1). The coding region runs from base 99 to 356 and encodes 85 amino acids. The record is from RefSeq and is a predicted model, not a curated record. The transcript has 6 exons. Gene Ontology annotation, cellular component: nucleus; cytoplasm. NCBI's taxonomy places the organism in Eukaryota, Metazoa, Chordata, Cladistia, Polypteriformes, Polypteridae. Gene Ontology annotation, biological process: protein K69-linked ufmylation.
UUUUCAACGUCACGGCGGGGGUCCUCGGACGACAGUGUAGACAGACGUGUUUCAUUGGAUUUGGGCUUCCGGUUGAGUUGUCAGUAAAGGCGGAAAAAAUGUCUAAAGUAGCUUUUAAAAUUAUUUUAACGUCUGAUCCCCGAAUGCCUUAUAAAAUACUAAAUGUCCCUGAAAGCACGCCAUUCACAGCUGUGCUUAAAUUUGCAGCAGAGGAGUUUAAGGUUCCAGCAGCAACAAGUGCUAUAAUAACAAAUGAUGGAAUUGGAAUAAAUCCAGCUCAAACAGCAGGAAAUGUUUUUCUGAAGUAUGGAUCAGAAUUGAGGAUUAUUCCCAGAGACCGAGUUGGAUGGUGUUGAGCACUGGAUCAUUGCUUUUUAAGACACUUUAAUACUUUUAUUUUGGAAUAAUCUUUAGCUGCAGCCUCACUCAUACCAGACUUUAUAAAUUUACCAUUUAAAAUUAUGUUAAAAGACUGGAAUGUCCUCAGAAUCCCUGAGUAUCACAAUUGGCAGAUGCAAUUUUGGAAUCGAGUACUUUCAUAUUUUGUUGUGUACUCGGUCAUUCUGUUUCAAAUAUGAUAUAAUUUCCAGCAAAUCAAAAGUUCACUUGUGAACUUUAGGAUUUCAAAUACUGUCUCUUCUCUUUUUUUUAAAACACCCUUAUCUACAAAAACAAUUUAUGUGGACUGACCACCUGUCCAGAAUUGGUUCCUGCCUUGUUACUGUUGCUACUUGGAUGGGCUUCACCUUCUAGGACUCCAUAUUUUGAUGUGGUAGUUAUUUAAUUUAUGUAACGGAUGGUUGAAUGGAUUUAUACAAACCUUGUAUUACUAUCAAAAAGUUUGUAUAUUUCUUUUUGAAGUCCAAAAUUAAAAGUAAAGAAAUGUUUAAAAUAUUUUGUUACUUUUAACAUUUUUUCCAAUGUACUUGGUACUUUAUUGUGUAAAUGUUAAUAUAGUGUAUUAUAGGCCUUUAAUUCUUCAUGAGGCCAUAAUUUAAAAUGUUUUCAAUUCAUUUUUACCAUGUGCACUUAAAUAUGUUUAUUAUUUUGCAGAACUGAUUAUGAUUUAAUAAGGAUAGAGAAAAACUGUUAAAUGAGGUUCUAAAUGGUUAAGGGAGAAUUAAAAUAUAUUUCAGUAUGUGUAUGAUAUAUUUUUCCCCCAGAAUUAAAAACAUAUAUUAAAUGUGAUUUAUUUAUUAUCUGAAACAGUUUGAAAUAUUUUCUAGACUGAUGUGACCAAAAAUCCUUGAAAGAAAGCAGAAACAAGAUUCUAUCCUAGAUGUGUCUGUUUGGUAUUGGGUAAGAGAAGUACUGUUAACAUUGACAGCCUGUACUUUGAGCAGUGGUUUAGACAAUUAUUACUAAAAUACAUCAGUUAGGAGAACUUCGAUUGAUGUUGUACUAUGCUAAUGUUCCAGCACAAUUUAAUAUGACUCAUACUGAAUAUAUAUUUGGUUAAACGUGUCAUUGCUAUCCAGUUUAAAAUCUUUCUAGUUUCUCAAAUCAUGGUAAAGGUUACUAAAGAUACAGUCAUGUGAUAAAAUAAGUACCUGAAA